AUGUGGUCCCCUCCUCGUAAGCGCCCCGUAAGCUACGUCAUCAUUCUCUUGCUCUUCACCGCAACGUUUGAAGGCUGUGGCAGUGGUGCUCCCGCCGGACCUAACGUGCCCGAUGGUGGCGGGGGCGGUGGUGGUGGUGGUGGCGGCGGCGGUAGAACUACGACUACCACGACUGAGAAACCCGGUCUGGCCUGCCAUGCUGCAAGGCUGCGGAACCACACCAACUCCGUUCCCACAGCCGAGUACGACGAUGCAACCCAAUGCGACGACGAUGACGACGGCACAGUCGACAAGUUCGAGUUCGACGACUACCUCAAGUAUGAGUUCAACCACUACAAGGAGUGCUCCGCAGACCACGACAAGCACAAUUUCGCGACGUACAGCUACGAUGAGCACAACGACAACCACAAGUACAAGUUCAACGACGAGCGCGACACCUACGAGCACAACAACUUCGAGUACGGCAACUACGAGCACAACUACGAGCAGAACAACCACGAGUACGGCAACUACGAGCACAACAGCUACGAGCAGAACAACGACUAG
Messenger RNA from Perkinsus marinus ATCC 50983, 546 nucleotides. RefSeq lists its product as hypothetical. Bases 1 to 546 code for a protein of 181 amino acids. The transcript has 5 exons. Lineage: Eukaryota; Perkinsozoa; Perkinsida; Perkinsidae. The record is from RefSeq and is a predicted model, not a curated record.